Nicotiana tabacum (common tobacco) is the source of this 963-nucleotide messenger RNA. RefSeq lists its product as uncharacterized. The record is from RefSeq and is a predicted model, not a curated record. NCBI's taxonomy places the organism in Eukaryota, Viridiplantae, Streptophyta, Magnoliopsida, Solanales, Solanaceae.
AUGGCUAAUACAGCAUGGGUAGCUAAACAUUUCAAGGACAAGAUUAUCAACCAACCUAACAUAAAGCUUAGAAAGUUGCAGGAUUUGAUUAGGAUAAAGUAUGGUCUACAAAUCCUGGCGUCCAAGGAGACAAUACCUGGUAAGGAGGUGUUUGUGGGUAUCUAUAUUUGUCUACAUGCUUGCAAAGUUGGUUGGUUGGAAGGAUGUAGAAAUGUUAUUGGCUUUGAUGGAGCAUUUCUGAAGGGUGUGUAUAAGGGUAAGCUACUAUCAUGCAUUGGUAAAGAUGGUAACAACCAAAUGUACCAUGUUGCCUGGGCAGUGGUGGAAAAGGAGACAAAGCACACAUGGUCAUGGUUUUUUAGGUGCCUGAUGCAUGAACUGCAGCUCACUAAAUCCCAAGGUGAGGGGCUCACCAUAAUUUCUGAUAUGCAGAAGGGACUUGUUGCAUUUGUUUCUGAGUUGUUACCAAAUGUUGAGCACAGAAUGUGUGCAAGACACAUAUGGAGCAACUGGAAACAAAAGUGGAAAGGAGAGGCAAGACGGAAGAAGUUUUGGGCCUGUGUAAGGGCUUCAUUUGAAGCAUAUUUGAAGGCUAAGAUAGACGAGCAGGCAGAACUAGGUGAUAGUAAGACCAUUGAGGACUUGAUGAGAUACCCAAAACAAUGUUGGUGUAGAGCAUUCUUCAAAGAUUGGAGUAAGUGUGAUUCUGUGGAGAACAACAUGUGUGAGAUAUUUAGCAGUUGGAUCUUGUCUGCUAGGCACAAGUCUAUCAUAACCAUGUUAGAAAAGAUUAGAGUGGAGGUGAUGGAGAGGAUGACUACCAUGAGAGAAUUUGCAACAAGGUGGAUUUCUGAUGUAUCUCCUUUGGCAAUGGGGUAUAUAGAGGAACAAUCUCAAUAUGCUGUUAAGCAUGAAUUUAAAUGGAAUGGGGAUACUGGGUAUGAGAUACAACAUGGAGUUUAA